Molecule: messenger RNA, 1170 nt
Organism: Ricinus communis (castor bean)
Lineage: Eukaryota; Viridiplantae; Streptophyta; Magnoliopsida; Malpighiales; Euphorbiaceae
Product: bark storage protein A
Exons: 5
Coding region: 53-1084 (343 amino acids)
Biological process (GO): nucleoside metabolic process
Molecular function (GO): catalytic activity
Source: RefSeq, a predicted model, not a curated record
UGAUACAUUGAAGAUAAAAAGGGUACUUGAGUUCUUUGAUAUUACAAAGAAAAUGAUCAGAUUGGGUUUUCUUGUUUUGUUCGUCGGAAUUGGUACAGCUUACGCAGAAGUUUCUCGAGAUGCUAUGAGAAAGAUUGACAGAUUGAAUGAGGAAGGUCCAUAUUUUGGUAUCGUAGUGCCCAAUGCCUUUGAGAUGAAUCCUCUUCUUCAGUCUCAGAAUUUUGUAGCUCAUGCUCAAGUUCCCUACUUGGAUUUUUCAGGGAGAAGAUUUAGGAUAGGGAAGGUGGAAAAUGUGAAGGUUAUAAUUGUCAUGACAGGAUUAAGCAUGCUAAAUGCAGGUGUAACUACACAAUUACUGCUAAGUCUAUUCAAGGUAAAUGGCGUUGUACACUAUGGAAUUGCAGGAAAUGCAAAUCCUUCUCUCCAGAUUGGAGAUGUGACUAUCCCUCAAUACUGGGCUCACACUGGCCUUUGGAAUUGGCAGAGGUACGGAGAUGGGCCUGACGAUCAACUCCCUUUAGAAUCUAAUGGAGACUAUACCAGGAAAAUAGGUUUUCUCGACUUUUCUGAUUACAACAACAAGACUGACACCAAACUUGGCAAGCAAUCAGUAGAUAACCUGUUAAACAAUGUCUGGUACCAACCUGAAGAGAUCUUUCCUGUAAAUGGAGUUCCUGAAGUUAGACAGCAUGCCUUCUGGGUUCCUGUUGAUAAACAUUACUUCAAAAUCGCGAAGAAAGUUCAGGGACUGAAGUUAGAAGGAUGUGUGAAUUCAACAUGCUUGCCAAGAACACCUGUAGUGGUGAGAGUAAAAAAGGGGGUCAGUGCAAAUGUUUUUGUCGACAAUAGUGCUUAUCGCGAAUUCCUGAACUCCAAAUUCAAUGCAACCCCAAUUGAUAUGGAGAGUGCAGCAGUCGCCCUGAUCUGUCAACAGCAGCGUACACCUUUCAUCGCUAUCAGGGCUUUGUCUGAUUUAGCAGGUGGGGGUUCUGCUGUUUCAAAUGAAGCUGGUAUUUUUGCCUCUUUGGCUGCUCAAAAUUCUGUUGCUGCUUUACUUAGAUUCAUUGCUUUAUUGUUUGCUUAAUUAGUCAUGUAAUUCUUCCAAGAGACUGGCUUCCAUCAUUUAGUUGAUAAUUACACAAAUAAAUGGAAAUUUAAAUUGAUAAUUAA